This is a messenger RNA of Salvelinus namaycush (lake trout), 1953 nucleotides long. Its product is annotated as rho GTPase-activating protein 24. The record is from RefSeq and is a predicted model, not a curated record. Gene Ontology annotation, cellular component: focal adhesion. The coding region runs from base 1 to 1953 and encodes 650 amino acids. The transcript has 7 exons. Gene Ontology annotation, biological process: activation of GTPase activity; wound healing, spreading of epidermal cells; negative regulation of Rac protein signal transduction. NCBI's taxonomy places the organism in Eukaryota, Metazoa, Chordata, Actinopteri, Salmoniformes, Salmonidae. Gene Ontology annotation, molecular function: GTPase activator activity.
AUGCCGGAGAACAAGGCAACAGUGUGCAGGACCAGCAGCUACCUGUCCCACCCUGCUUACAGGAAGAUCAAGCGGGUGCUGAGCUUCAGGAGGCGCGUGUUUGGCCAGCGGUUGGAGGAGACGGUUCUGUAUGAGCGGCGUUACGGCGUCCAUAUGGCACCUCUGGUGGUGGAGCAGUGUGUGGACUUCAUCCGGGAGCGGGGUCUUCUGGAGGUGGGGCUGUUCCGCCAGCCAGGCCAGGCCACGCUGGUCAAAGAGUUGCAGGACGCCUUCGAUGCUGGGGAGAAGCCCUCCUUUGACAGCAGUACAGACGUGCACACCGUGGCGUCGCUCCUGAAGCUGUAUCUGCGGGAGCUGCCAGAGCCACUGGUGCCCUUCUCCAGAUACCAGGACUUCCUGGUGUGUGGCAAGAACAUCUCCUCUGAGAGGAAGCAGGGUUUGAAAGAACUACAGCAUCUUCUUCAUGAACUUCCAGUGGCUAACUUUAACCUGCUAAAUUACAUCUGCCAGUUUUUGAACGAAGUCCAGUCCUAUUCCAGCAGCAACAAGAUGAGCACCCAGAACCUGGCUACUGUUUUCGGGCCUAACAUCCUACGACCCAAAGCUGAAGAUCCAGAGAGCAUCAUUGGAGGGGCAGCCGUGGUGCAGCAGCUCAUGUCUGAGCUGAUCAGGGAGCACCAGUGCCUUUUCUCCAGGGAGGGGGGAAACGUAGACGCCCCCGGUUCCUCACGACCAGAUUCUUACCCCUGUCAUAGAUGGAAAGGAGACCCAUUCGAGGGGGCACACACCCAGCCCACUGCCCAGGCCCAGUCGCAUGACUCCAGGCUGGGCAUAACAGCCGAACACCUCCUACAACAACAGCUAGCCCACCAUCCUUCCCCUUGCUCCCGCCAGCUCUCCCUGCCUCUGAUUGCUGAGAGGAGAGUGUCAGCCCAAAGCCCGUGUGAAAUCAGUUUAGCCCCACACCUGUUCAACACAGACCACCAGCAGCCAGCUGAGGGGUUCUCUCCAGUGAUCCCUGCUGUUGGGUCUCUAUACCACAGAUACACCCCGUCCCAGUCAGAGUCCCAGCCCCCUGAGACAGCACCCAGCCCCCACCUUCACUCUCACCCUGCCUCCUCACUCACAGCCUCUGCUUCCACUGUGACAAUACAGGCUGACCCAGACCACAGCAGCAUGCUGCCCAGUGCCUGGACAGGCCCAGAGGGUCCCAGCUGGGCUGCAAAGCAGGGGACUACUGGCACCAGUGGAAGCAGUGAGGCUCAGGACAGCACUCUGUCUGUCUAUGACAACUUGGACACACUCCAGCGCAUUGAUGAGGUGGCUGCUGAUGGUGGUGUGGGCAGCACUGCUGGUCCAGUGGAGGUGGAGAUGGAGGCGGGCACGGCAAGCGUGGCAGACACCAGCAGCUCAUGGUCCUUCUGUGAGAUUCUGCCCCUGGACGAUAGUGGGAGUGGUGUGGUCAGAGCUAGCCUAGGACGGAGGUCCACCAGGUUCCACUCCUUCAGGACUGACCCAGGAGAGGACCUCCAUUCUAACUCCCUAGCCUCCUCCUCUGUCCCUACUGAUGCCCCCCUGAGCACGGGCAGCUCGGAGGUCUUCCUGCCCUCUGACCCCCACGGCGCCCCGGCCUCCCAGGCCAUGUACUGUCUCCUGGCUGGCCUCAGACAAGAGAUGGCCAGGCAGAGGGCUGAGUUCGAGGCCAAGAUCCAGAGGUUUGAGCUGCGUAACGAGGCCCUCCAUGGGGAGGUUGUGGGACUGCGGGCCAGCCUGGCGCAGCAGCGCCGCUGGUACAGUGUGGCCGAAAUCAAGAUCCGCAAUGUGGAGCGUGCCCGGGCCGACGCCGACCGCCGCAACGCCACGCUGCAGAUGGAGAUGGAGCAGUUCUUCGACACCUUCGGCGAGCUGAGAGCUGAGGCCAGCAAGAGCGAGCGCAUCGUACAAAGCUUCUGA